Molecule: messenger RNA, 2164 nt
Organism: Fundulus heteroclitus (mummichog)
Lineage: Eukaryota; Metazoa; Chordata; Actinopteri; Cyprinodontiformes; Fundulidae
Gene: cdc45
Product: CDC45 cell division cycle 45 homolog (S. cerevisiae)
Exons: 18
Coding region: 149-1867 (572 amino acids)
Biological process (GO): double-strand break repair via break-induced replication; DNA replication initiation; mitotic DNA replication preinitiation complex assembly
Cellular component (GO): DNA replication preinitiation complex
Molecular function (GO): single-stranded DNA binding; chromatin binding; DNA replication origin binding
Source: RefSeq, a predicted model, not a curated record
GCCAGAUUUCUAACACGGAAAACAACAGCACCUCCGUCUGUGGCAGCCGGAGCUCCUGCACUAGCAAGCAAACUAAAUCAACUUCUCCGUCCAGCCUUCCUAGAAGGGCUUUUAUCAGUCUCGCCUCUUCUCUAAUCACUACCGGAACAUGUUUGUCACUGACAUAAAGAAGGAUUUUUAUGACGUUGUCGUCAACCAGAGAGUCGCCCUCCUGGUUGCAGCGGACAUCGACGCGCUCUGCGCCUGUAAGAUCCUGCAGGCGCUGUUUCACUGCGACCAGAUCCAGUACACGCUGGUGCCGGUUAGAGGCUGGCAGGACCUCAGCACGGCCUUCCUGGAGCACAAAGAGCAGUUUCGAUACUUUGUUCUCAUAAACUGUGGGGCCAACGUCGACCUCCUCGAGAUGCUGCAGCCGGACGACGACUCCGUCUUCUUCAUCUGCGACACCCACCGGCCCGUGGACGUGGUGAACGUCUACAAUGACACUCAGAUCAAGCUGCUCAUCAAACAGGACGACGACCUCGGCGUGCCGGCGUACGACGACAUCUUCCGGGACGAAGAAGAGGAAGACGAGGACGGAGGCGACUCCGGCAACGAGAGCGACGAAGGCUCGGAGCCGUCGGGCAAACGGCGGAGAUUCGACGAGGGCGCCAUUGAGAGGAGGAUUGAACGGCAGAGAGCCAAGAGGGAGUGGGAGGCACGAAGGAGGGAAAUCCUGUUCGACUACGAGCAGUACGAAUACCACGGCACCUCUGCUGCCUUGAUGUUUUUUGAGCUCGCCUGGGUUCUCACCAAAGACACGAAGGACAUGCUGUGGUGGGCCAUCAUCGGCCUGACGGACCAGUGGGUUCACGAUAAGAUCACGCACAUGAAAUACGUGUCGGAUAUCGCGACGAUGCAGCGACACGUCUCCCGGCAUAACCACCGAAACGAGGACGAGGAGAACUCUCUGUCCAUCGACUGCAUGCGGAUCUCCUUUGAAUACGACCUUCGUCUGACGUUGUACCACCACUGGUCUCUGUAUGAGAGUAUAUGCAACUCCUACUACACAGCGUGCAGCUUCAAGAUCUGGACCUUGAAAGGCCAGAAGAAGCUCCAGGAGUUCUUGGCCGAUAUGGGGUUACCACUGAGACAAGUGAAACAAAAAUUUAAGUCUAUGGACGUUACAAUCAAAGAGAACCUCAGGGACGUCAUUGAAGAGUCCUCCAAUAAAUACGGAAUGAAGGACAUCCGCAUUCAGACAUUCGGUGUCCACUUUGGCUUUAAGAACCGUUUCCUGGCCAGCGACAUGGUGCACGCCACUGCUGCCUUGCUGGAGAGCACAGAGAGAGAAGAGAACGACACCACCAACAACUUCAUCAGUGCGCUUGAUUCGCUUUCACGGAGUAACCUUGAUCGUCUCAACGCAGGCAUUGAGCUGGCUAAGAGGAAGCUGAUCGCCAUCCAGCAGACUGUAGCCAGCUGCAUCUGCACUAACCUCAUCCUGUCGCAGGGCCCCUUCCUCUACUGUUACCUGGUGGAGGGAACGCCUGAUGUGAGGCUCUUCUCCAAGCCGCUGGCGUUAACUCUGCUCUGCAAGUACCUGCUCAAGGCAUUCGUCCACUCUACGAGGAACAAACGCUGCAAACUGCUUCCUCUCAUCAUGGCCGCUCCUAAAGACGUGGAGAAGGGAACCGUCAUUGUUGUGGGGAUCCCUCCGGAGUCGGAGACGUCUGACAAGAAGAACUUCUUUGGUCGGGCCUUUGAAAAAGCUGCAGAAAGCACUGGCUCCAGAACCCUCCAUGAUCACUUUGAUACUUCAAUAAUCGAACUGAAGACGGAGGAUCGGAGCAAGUUUCUGGAUGCCCUCAUCACUCUCCUGUCAUGAAAACCCCGGCAGCCAGAGAAGCAAGAGUUUUUAAGACCAGGCCUGCAUUUCAUGACGGUUUACGUCUGAUAAAUAAUCCGGUCAGACUCGUAAAGUGUCACCUGUACAAAAACUUUAAGCAUCUUUUUUAUGUUUUAGUUGGUUUUAUGUGUAUAUUGUACAGAUUUCUUAAGUGUUUUUAAUUUCUUUUUUGUUUUUAGUUUGUUUUAAACGACUUGUCUUUCACUUCAAUAUAUGUAUGUGUGUUGUUCGGAUGAAAUUACGUUGCAGAUAUGUUUAAUAAAUCAUUUUAAAGUC